This is a messenger RNA of Dama dama (fallow deer), 2517 nucleotides long. It is a transcript of the gene SYT3, whose product is annotated as synaptotagmin 3. Gene Ontology annotation, biological process: regulation of dopamine secretion; calcium-ion regulated exocytosis; cellular response to calcium ion. NCBI's taxonomy places the organism in Eukaryota, Metazoa, Chordata, Mammalia, Artiodactyla, Cervidae. Gene Ontology annotation, cellular component: membrane. The record is from RefSeq and is a predicted model, not a curated record. Bases 231 to 2006 code for a protein of 591 amino acids. Gene Ontology annotation, molecular function: SNARE binding; calcium-dependent phospholipid binding; calcium ion binding. The transcript has 10 exons.
GGUCGCCUGAGGUCGAGCACCUGGCCCGAGUAGGACAAGAUGUGAGCCUCGGGCUAAGCUUUUUCUCACGGCCACGGCCCCCAGAUCCGGCCCCCCCUCCCACCACCUGGUUCUUGGGGACAGUUCCGCAGCCCCUUAUCCACCCUACAACCCCCAUGGGCUACCGCCAGCCGCCGCCUCCGCUGCCAUCCAGGACAAGGCAGGGAUAAGCGCAGGACUCGCUGGCCACCAUGUCAGGAGACUACGAGGAUGACCUCUGCCGUCGGGCGCUCAUCCUGGUCUCGGACCUCUGUGCACGGGUCCGAGAUGCCGACACCAGUGACAGGUGCCAAGAGUUCAACGACCUGCGAAUCAGAGGCUAUCCCCGGGGGCCAGAUGCAGACAUCUCCGUGAGCCUGCUGUCGGUCAUCGUGACGUUCUGUGGCAUUGUCCUUCUGGGUGUCUCCCUCUUCGUGUCGUGGAAGCUGUGCUGGGUGCCCUGGCGGGACAAGGGAGGCUCGACCGUGGGCGGUGGUCCCUUGCGCAAAGACCUAGGCCCUGGGGUCGGGCUGGCAGGCCUGGUAGGCGGUGGUGGGCACCACCUGGGGGCCGGCUUGGGUGGCCAUCCCCUGCUGGGGGGCCCGCAUCACCAUGCCCACACGGCCCACCAUCCGCCCUUCGCCGAGCUGCUGGAGCCGGGCAGCCUAGGGGGGUCUGACCCCCCUGAGCCCUCUUACUUGGACAUGGACUCCUACCCAGAGGCCGCAGCUGCUGCAGUAGCCGCGGGGGUCAAACCGAGCCAGACAUCUCCCGAGCUGCCCUCGGAGGCCGGGGCAGGCUCAGGGCUGCUCCUGCUGCCCCCAAGUGGUGGGGGCCUGCCCAGUGCCCAGUCGCAUCAGCAGGUCACAAGCCUGGCACCCACCACCAGGUACCCCGCCCUACCCCGGCCCCUCACCCAGCAGACCCUGACCCCGCAACCAGACCCGGGCAGUGAGGAGCGGCCGCCCGCCCUGCCCUUACCCCUGCCAGGCGGAGAGGAAAAGGCCAAGCUCAUCGGACAGAUCAAGCCAGAGCUGUACCAGGGGACUGGACCCGGCGGCCGGCGGGGCGGCGGGGGCCCCGGCUCUGGGGAGGCCGGCGCGGGGGCGCCCUGCGGCCGCAUCAGCUUCGCCCUGCGGUAUCUCUACGGCUCCGACCAGCUGGUGGUGCGGAUCCUGCAGGCCUUGGACCUCCCGGCCAAGGACUCCAAUGGCUUCUCAGAUCCCUACGUCAAGAUCUACCUGCUGCCUGACCGCAAGAAGAAGUUUCAGACCAAGGUGCAUAGGAAGACCCUGAACCCCGUCUUCAACGAGACGUUUCAGUUCUCGGUGCCGCUGGCCGAGUUGGCGCAGCGCAAACUGCACUUCAGCGUCUAUGACUUUGACCGCUUCUCCCGGCACGACCUCAUCGGCCAGGUGGUGCUGGACAACCUCCUGGAGCUGGCCGAGCAGCCCCCCGACCGCCCGCUGUGGAGGGACAUCGUGGAGGGUGGCUCGGAAAAGGCAGAUCUUGGGGAGCUCAAUUUCUCACUCUGCUACCUCCCCACCGCCGGCCGCCUCACCGUGACCAUCAUCAAAGCCUCUAACCUCAAAGCGAUGGACCUCACCGGCUUCUCAGACCCCUACGUGAAGGCCUCUUUGAUCAGCGAGGGGCGGCGUCUGAAGAAGCGGAAAACCUCCAUCAAGAAGAACACGCUGAACCCCACGUACAACGAGGCGCUGGUGUUCGACGUGGCCCCCGAGAGCGUGGAGAGUGUGGGGCUCAGCAUCGCGGUGGUGGACUACGACUGCAUCGGGCACAACGAGGUGAUCGGCGUGUGCCGCGUGGGUCCCGACGCCGCCGACCCCCACGGCCGCGAGCACUGGGCCGAGAUGCUGGCCAACCCGCGCAAGCCCGUGGAGCACUGGCAUCAGCUGGUGGAGGAAAAGACUUUGACCAGCUUCACAAAAGGCAGCAAAGGAUUGUCAGAGAAAGAGAACUCAGAGUGAGAGUCCCGCAGGUCUGGCCAAGGCUUGGAAUCAGACCAGGCCCCCUGAGGACCCCAUCCCUUCCUGCCCGGACUGUGAAUUCAUCUCCUCGAAGCCAUAACGUCCGAGCUGCGUGGUGCGAGGCAGCCCUGGGCCUGCCCAUCCUUCUACCCCUGGAGGCUUGGGGGUGGUGGGAGGCAGGUGGGCCCAGCUCCCUGUUUCAAAGUGGGGGGCAUUCAGUCUCCACUGUGUCUGUCUUCCCUCCCCGGGGCUCCCCAUCCAGGUGAGGGGCCAUGCAUGUCUGGGGGAUCCCUGCCCCCCAAAACCUCUGUCUGUCUGUCGUCUGUCUCUUUGCUGUUUGUACAAGACUUACUGUCCUAACCCUUGUGCUGGCUGUGAAUGUCAACGGACCAAUCUCCCGUGUCCCCCUAGACACGCACACGCCCGUGUCCACCCUGUCUGUUCACUACACCCUGAGUCUGGCCGAUUCCCCCCACUGCUGCUGCUAUCAACUCCAGAAUAAACACAUACA